Molecule: messenger RNA, 2085 nt
Organism: Rhizophagus irregularis DAOM 181602=DAOM 197198
Lineage: Eukaryota; Fungi; Glomeromycota; Glomeromycetes; Glomerales; Glomeraceae
Source: RefSeq, a predicted model, not a curated record
AUGAGUCAACCGCAAAUUGUGAUAGAUCCCGAUGAAGAGCUCCGUAUAGUCUGUAGACUUCUAUUUUAUAAUAUACCUGGUUUUCAUCCCAAUGCAAAAAAACUACAUAAAGCGUGUCAGGAAGAAGGAUAUUCUUUUCAAUUACAGGAUAUCACAAAAUGGGUAAAAUACCAAUAUAGUUACCAAAUUUAUCAACAGCCAUUGCCAUGCAAAGCCGAGGCAAGCUUUUCGAAGAUUAAGAUUCCAAACAAAGUUCAUCAGUGUGAUAUUCUGCUCCAUACUCACAAUGAUCAGGAUGGUAGAAGGGUUUUCGUUUGUAGUUUGCUAGUCAUAGAUGUGGCAAUGCGUUAUAAGGAAGGACGUUCUCUAACAUCAAGAAAUAGCUUAGAAAUCUGGAUUGCAAUCAAAGAAAUAUAUGAGGAUCCUUCUAAUCCUCUCACAUGGCCGACAUUAUUAAUGACCGAUGGUGAUGCUUCUUUUGAGAGCUUGGCUUUGAUUAAAGCGUUCAAGAAAAAUUUAGCGAAAUUAAUAUAUAAUGUCCAAUAUGCCAUAGAAGGGCGAUUAGCUAAAGGGGAGCGAUCAAGAUUAUGGAAUAAAAUCCUUAAGAAGUACAUUGAUUUUAUGAAUAAUAGUAAGACUCGCCUUAUCGGAAUGUCACCAGCUCGUGCUAUGACUUUGGAAGAAGUCGAAUCAAAACCUUCUAGUAAAGCUAAGCGGGCAAUUGGGAGACAUGAAGAGAUAAAGUUAAAAAAGGGUAUAGCGAUCAAAAGAGUUGUUAUUGGAAGGAAUCCACCACAACCAGUCUUAUACUAUCUUGAGAAUGAACCUAUCGAAUCUACUGCCCAUUUGAUGGGACGAAACCCCAAAAGACCUUUCAAAUUCGAGGAGCUCCAAGUAAUCGAGGAACCCGAUAAAAUCGAAUAUCCGCCUGAUGAAUUUAUGCGGAAAUACCAUGAUUCUAGAUUUAUUCACUUCACUCGAAUUGCAGAUAAUAAGCUAACACAAGCUGAAGGUUAUGCAAAGAGACGUGGCAGACUAUGCCUUGGAAAGACCGGGCAAAUAAAUGGGCAUGAUAUAUAUCUUUGGUCUUAUAAAAAUGGUGCGCAUCAAUGGGAGUAUCCAUUAAAGUAUAUCAUGAAAAAAUUCGAAUGGUGCCCUCUUUGCCACCACACUACUGAAAGAACUGUACGAUAUAUUUUUGAGGAUCUACUAGGCAAGAAAUUUCCAUCAUGUAAGCCGAAUUUUUUGCAUGGAAUGCAACUUGAUGGAUAUAACGAAGAAUUGCGACUAGGAUUCGAAUUUCAUGGCAAACAACACUAUAGCCUUAAUUCAAUGUUUCAUAGGAGAGGCCAGAUAGAUUUGGAUGAACAGAGGUAUACGCUAAUCGAAAAGGGAUAUUUGGAUGAUGCAAUUAGAUCAAAUCAUGAAAUACGUAAUAUUUGCAGUGGACUAAGUCAAGCCCUCGAAAAAAUAUCAGGGAAAAAAAAGAGUUCUAAAAUAGGUGAGCGCAAUGUUAAAUGUGACGAUGUGAUAUUAUGUGGCCACCACCUUGAUGAGCCUAAAUACGGUAUCGUUCAAAAUUUUUAUAAAUAUCUCGCGCAAGAUAAAUCCAAGCCAUACUAUGAAGAAAUCACAUUCUCUACACUCACUCCUGAUGAAAUUCCAGAUCCAAAAAAGUUCAAUGCUAAAAGAAGUACACUAAUGAUAUUUGAGGAUGUCUGUUCGGACCCUCCAGCUAUACAGAAAAAAAUUAUUCCAUAUUUUAGUAAAGGUCGCCAUGAGAAUAUUUCUUCUAUUUAUGUCUCACAAAAAUUUCACAGGAUUCCUACGGAUAUUCGUGAAAAUGCAACGCAUAUUGUACUCUUCAGUGGUGGAGGUUCAACCCGAAAAUUUGCUGACAUUAUAAGUCCUUAUACAGAUGCUGAUCCGCACAAAGAUUCAAAGGUCAUCAAUGGUUAUUUGAGACAAAAGGAAUUUGUGGUCAUUGAUAUAAAUAAACCGAGAUCUGAAUCCUUUUCACUUCGAUGGGACACUCCGCUCAAUUUGGAAAAGGAAAUCGAAUCGUUGGGCAAAACUUCCAACUAG